Molecule: messenger RNA, 3423 nt
Organism: Eruca vesicaria subsp. sativa (arugula)
Lineage: Eukaryota; Viridiplantae; Streptophyta; Magnoliopsida; Brassicales; Brassicaceae
Source: the annotation of a GenBank genome assembly
AUGUCAGCAGGAGGAGGAGGAGAAGAGAAGAUAUUGGUGUCGGUGAGGGUAAGACCUCUAAACGAGAAAGAGAAGACAAGAAACGAUAGAUGUGACUGGGAAUGCAUCAACAACACCACAAUCAUAUGCAACGCUCAUAACUUGUCUGAUAAGCCUUCCUUCACCUUUGACAAGGUGUUUGGAUUUGAAUGUCCAACAAAGCAAGUGUAUGAUGAUGGAGCCAAAGAGGUUGCACUUUGUGUCCUCUCCGGAAUCAACUCAAGCAUCUUUGCUUAUGGACAGACAAGUAGUGGCAAAACUUACACCAUGACUGGAAUAACUGGAUUUGCAAUCAAUGAUAUUUUUCUUUACAUUGACAAGCAUAAACAAGAAAGAAAAUUCACUCUAAAAUUCUCAGCAAUGGAGAUCUACAAUGAAGCUGUGAGGGAUCUACUUUGUGAAGAUAAUAGUAAUCCACUUAGGCUUCUUGAUGAUCCAGAGAGAGGAACGGUCGUUGAGAAACUUAAAGAGGAGACUAUCACAGACAGAAACCAUCUACAAGAACUCAUCUCUAUAUGCGAGACUCAGAGGAAGAUUGGAGAGACGUCUUUGAAUGAGACUAGCUCAAGAUCUCAUCAGAUUCUCAGACUGACAAUAGAAAGCUCAAAACGAGAGACUUCUCCAGAUAGCUCAGCUAUUCUUGCAGCAUCAGUGUGCUUUGUUGAUCUAGCAGGAAGUGAAAGAGCUUCUCAGACAUUAUCUGCUGGUUCAAGACUCAAAGAAGGUUGCCACAUUAACCGGAGUUUACUUACUCUUGGAACUGUCAUCAGAAAACUCAGCAAAGGGAAACAUGGACACAUACCAUAUAGAGACUCAAAGCUAACUCGCAUACUUCAGAACUCACUAGGAGGAAACGCAAGAACGGCUAUCAUCUGUACAAUGAGCCCUGCUCGUAGCCAUCUUGAACAAUCAAGAAACACACUCCUCUUUGCAACUUGUGCUAAAGAGGUGACCACAAAUGCUCAAGUGAACAUGGUUGUGUCUGAGAAAGCUUUGGUGAAGCAACUGCAGAGGGAACUGAUGAGAAUGGAGAAUGAGUUGAAGAAUCUUGGACUUGGUUCUUCUUCUUCAACAACCCCUGAUGAGUUCCAUUCAUUGCUCAAACAGAAAGAGGAAUUGAUUGUAAAGAUGGAGGAGCAGAUCCAGGAGCUUAAGUGGCAACGAGAUGUAGCUCAAUCUAGAGUAGAGAAUCUGCUUAAAUCAGCAGCGGAAGAGCGUUCAUCUUCAAGUUCAAUUGAUUACAGCAGGAGAAGAAGCUAUGAUUCAACAGAUUUUGAUGAGCCUCGUGUGGUAAACAACUUGGUGAAAAGUAACUUGUACUCUCCUGAUGAAGAUGGUUUCUUGCUGGAUGAUACUACCCCUCGAAUCCCGGAGAAUGGGCUGAGUGAAAACUGGGAGGAGAUGGCUCAAAGAACCAUCCAAGAACCAGAUGAUGCUUGCAAAGAGGUAAGAUGCAUUGAAGAGAAUAGUGAAAAAGUAAUAGUCCAAGACACACUAGACAACAUUGUUGAAAAGAAAGUGGAGUCAUUAUCAGAUGAGAAUGAAUUUAUGGAGUCUAAAAAGGAAGAUGAUGUGUCAUUUUUAGAGAAUAUAGAUGCAGAGAAGAGUUUAUAUGCUAAAGAUGUAGCCCAAGAUGAGCUAACUAUCAACAACUUAUCAGCAGAAUCCCAAGUGACAGAGCAAUCUCCUAAGAAAGAAGACAUGGAACAGAACAUGCCUGAGGAUCAGCCAUGUGUUGUAGAAAACAAACAAAACUACAAAAAAACUUCUGUGGCCAAUGAGGAUGAAGAAGAUAUGGAGUCAGAAAAGGAAAAUGAUAAUGCAUCUUUAAAUGCUAAAAUUGAAGCCCAAGAUGAGCUAACUAUAUCCAAGUUGGUAGAAGAAGUGAAAGAAACAGAGCAACCUGUGGAAAAACAAGACAUGGAACAGAAUCUGUCUAAGGACCAGUCAUGUAUGGAAGACGAACAACACUAUGAAUCUCUUAUGGCCAAUGAUAAUGAAGCUAGAGAGGUAGAGAAGGAAGAUGCAGACUCCUCUUUAUCUGCUAAACUUGAAGCCAAAGAUGAGCUAACUAUACAUAAUUCAGAAGAAGCCACAGAGCAAUCUGUGGAGAAACAGAGGAAAUCUUUAGAGAAACAAGAUAACUUGGGACAGAACUUGUGGCCUAUGGUCAAUGAGAAUGAAGCUAUGGAGUCAGAAAAGGAAGAUGCUGAUUCAUCUUUAAAGAAAAUAGAUACAGAGUUGAGUUUUUCUGCUAAACCUGAAUCCAAAGAUGAGUUAGUUAUAAACAAGUUAGAAGAAGCCAAUGAGACUAAGCAAUAUGUAGAGAAGGAAGAAACAAAACCUAGUUUGUCUCCAGAGAAAGAAGACACACAACAGUCAGGGCAACAAGUACAAGUCCAUGGAGGCUCUGAUCAAGAUGAUGAGACUACAUACGAGGCUCUUAAAAACAAGGUGAAGGAGAUGCAGAAGACAAUUGAAUACUUUAUGAGCAUGCACUCAGCAGAAGAGAAUCAGUCUCCAUCUUUUAACACAAUAAGUAACAAGACCAGUCCAGGAGAUAGCUUGAAGAUGAGAAGAAGCCGAAGCUGCAGAGAAAACUUCUUGUUCUCAAAGGCUGUUGCAGCUGCUGCUAGUGGACGCUUCACAUUCAACACAUCUAACAACGCAUCCUUUGAUUUAGACAACAGUGCUGUCUCCAUAGAUGCACAGAGCACUAAAGAUUCAGACACAGAGACUAGCGGUAGUAGCUUCCAUGAGUUCAUGGCAGGACUUAAACAAAUGGCAAUGCAGCACCAUUCUAGGCAUGAGUCUGACAUUGAAGCAGAGAAGAAGAAGCUUGAAAGCACAGAUGUAGAAUUUAAGAGACAGCAAAGCCAGAUUAUUGAGCUUUGGGGGGUUUGUAACGUACCUCUAGUUCACAGAACAUACUUCUUCUUGCUCUUCAAAGGAGAUCCAUCAGACUUUGUGUACAUGGAAGUGGAGCUGAGAAGGCUAACUUUUCUCAAGGACUCUCCAGAGAUGGUGAGGAAACAAAGUGCUAAAACACUUGGACGAGAGAGAGAAUGGUUGGCUAAGCAAAUACCAAAGAAGUUUGGAAGGAAGGAAAGAGAAGAAGUUUACAAGAAAUGGGGUGUUGAGUUGAGCUCAAAGCAGAGGAGCAUGCAAGUAACACACAAAGCAUGGACCAAUGCUAAGGACAUAGAGCAUUGCAAAGAGAGUGCUUCUCUUGUGGCUACUUUGGUUGGUUUUGAUGAAACAAACAUGACGCCAAAGGAAAUGUUUGGACUUAGCUUCUCACCUACAACAACACUCAACGUUAAAUCAUCUGGCUGGAGAUUAUCUAACUCUUUCUCUCGUAUUAAUCUGACCGGAGGAUUAUGA